AUGAAGGUCUUGUCCAUCCUCACCGGUUUUGCCUUUAUCUCUAUCUCCUCGGCAUGGGAUCUCACCUUUUAUGACGAAAAUUACCACAAGCAUCCCGCUUCCUCCCACCACAUCCAUGCCUCUGGGACAGAGGACGUCCGCUGCAACAACGUUCGAUCCGACGGUCCCCGAUUCGGCACCAUCGUAUUUGACGCAAAUACUCCUUUCUGGCCAGACCCGAGUGUAUACACUGUGUACUCCGGCGCUGAUUGCAAAGGGAAAUCUUACACUGGGGCGCCAGGAGCGGUUGAUCUUGGCUCUCCAAUGGUGAUUAAGAGCUACAAAUUGCAUUAG
Messenger RNA from Penicillium cosmopolitanum, 333 nucleotides. RefSeq lists its product as uncharacterized. The coding region runs from base 1 to 333 and encodes 110 amino acids. NCBI's taxonomy places the organism in Eukaryota, Fungi, Ascomycota, Eurotiomycetes, Eurotiales, Aspergillaceae. The record is from RefSeq and is a predicted model, not a curated record. The transcript has a single exon.